Molecule: messenger RNA, 1719 nt
Organism: Copidosoma floridanum
Lineage: Eukaryota; Metazoa; Arthropoda; Insecta; Hymenoptera; Encyrtidae
Product: probable serine/threonine-protein kinase DDB_G0267514
Source: RefSeq, a predicted model, not a curated record
AUGUCUCGCUACGUGAAAGUUGUAGAAAACAACGUAUCUGUGAAAUUGGAGGUUACAAAUGGAAAGUUGGAAUUGUCAACGUUACAUUUAUAUUUUCCAGAAGCAACGUCAUUAACAUAUAUACAAAACGGCGAUGUGAUAGGGUUAUCCAUUAAAGAUAACAAAGUUGUCCUUGACAAUAACAUUGACGAAUAUCAAGUAUUUAAUCCUUCGAGUAACACUAAUAGAAGUCCUUUCCAAAGUGGAAACAAAAAAAAGGUCGAUCAUAUCCUGUCAAUGAUUAACAGCUCGAGUUCCACAAGUCCACGUGAUGCAACCCUUCCCAAGAGCAAAGUGGCAAAAAUGUCAAUUUUUAAAAAUUUGACAGUAGGGUGGAAACACCAGUUUAAAAAUGAGACGAAGUUUACGCUCAUGAAGUAUCCUUUAGGAGGAUUGCAGAAAGUUGAGUUGGAUGCAGGAAAAAAGUAUUCGUACGAUGAAAUUCUACAACUCUGCAUUGAAGCAAUGAUUCAAGAGAAUAACAAAGACUUAUUCGAAACCAGUGAUGUUUAUUUAGGAUUGUUUGAUAAUACGAUGUUCAAAGACUUUUCUGAUAGUAGAGGUAAUAUCGGUGAUUUUUGGGAGUUUGCUAGCCGAGCCCUUAAAGCUUCAAACAGACAGUUAAAACUGUACUUGCUUUCCCAAACAAAAAAAACAGCUGAGAAUGAUGGCAAAAGUAAAAAUGAUAGUACCUACCAAGGUACAGACACAACUCCUUCUGGAGAAGCGGAUGUACUGCCUAGUGAGAAAGUUUCUGCGACCAAAGAGUCCUUGUCGCGAAAACCUAUGGAUACUUGGACCAGUUUUUUAUCAGAUUUGCAAAUACCUGUACCUAUCAUUCAGCGGGAUGACUUUACAAUGCUCAGCAAAGAGUUAGAGCGAGGAGCUUUUGGCUAUGUAAACCAAGGAAUGUGGUUAAAUACCCCCGUCGCAAUAAAAACAAUCAAAAUAACGGAUGAUUACAAAUACUUAAAGAGAGAAAUUUUAACACUUUCUCGUUUAAGACAUCCAAACCUGAUUUCAUUGAUGGCUGUAUCUGCAGAUCCGAUGAACUGUUUUAUCAUAACAGAAUUAUUUAUAAGUCAAAGUUUAAGACAAGUACUGUUUAAUCCCGUCACAAAAAGAUCAUUUAAUUUGACGAGAGAGAAAAAACUUAUUAUAGCACAAAAAAUCAGUAUGGCUGUUAGUUUUAUUCAUGAUUUGACACCUAGUAUCAUUCAUAAAGAUAUCAAGCCUGAGAAUAUACUUGUCAAUGAAGCUUGUGAGGUAAAAUUAAUUGAUUUUGGGCUAAGUCGAUUCGAAGGACUACAUUCGGAGCUAAAUUCAACUGUAGGCUCGCACCCGAAAGGUACGACUUUGUACUUAUCACCUGAGAUCAUUGUUGACAAGCAGUCUCAUUCAGUAAAAUCUGAUGUAUGGGCACUGGGCUGUGUGAUUGUUGAGAUCUUCUCAGAAAAAUCAAUCUGGACUGUAUCAAACAAUGAUAUGAUGUGUGGUCUGUUUAAUACAUUAAGAGCUAUAAUGAUUCAAAACAAAAAACCCGAUAUGAGUUAUGUACCCAAGGAUUUAAAAAAAAUAUUAUUAAAAUGUUUUGAUUAUCGGCCAGACAGUCGACCAAAAGCAAGUACAGUACUAGAUGUAUUGAAAUGUUCCGAUUCCGAUUUUUCAGAUGAAAACUAA